Messenger RNA from Monopterus albus (swamp eel), 3398 nucleotides. It is a transcript of the gene cdh7a, whose product is annotated as cadherin 7a. Gene Ontology annotation, molecular function: calcium ion binding; beta-catenin binding; cadherin binding. NCBI's taxonomy places the organism in Eukaryota, Metazoa, Chordata, Actinopteri, Synbranchiformes, Synbranchidae. Gene Ontology annotation, biological process: cell morphogenesis; homophilic cell-cell adhesion; multicellular organism development. The transcript has 10 exons. Gene Ontology annotation, cellular component: plasma membrane; adherens junction; catenin complex. Bases 279 to 2147 code for a protein of 622 amino acids. The record is from RefSeq and is a predicted model, not a curated record.
ACUCAGAUGUGGACAAAGGAGACGGCAAGGUCAAGUAUGUUUUAUCUGGCGAGGGUGCCAGCUCCAUCUUCACUAUCGAUGAAAACACGGGAGAUAUCCACGCCACAAAGCGCCUCGAUCGGGAGGCUCAGGCCUACUACACCCUUCAAGCUCAAGCUGUAGACCGACUCACCAAUUUACCUGUCGAGCCCAAGUCGGAGUUUGUGGUCAAGGUCCAGGACAUCAACGAUAAUGAGCCUAAGUUUCUUGAUGGGCCGUACUUGGCAGGGGUGCCAGAGAUGUCACCCUUAGGAACCAUGGUAGUGCAAGUGGCAGCCCCAGAUGCAGGUACAUAUGGGAACAGUGCCAGGGUGGUCUACAGCAUCAUCCACGGACAGCCAUACUUCUCAGUGGAGCCCAAGACAGGUAUCAUCAGAACAGCUCUGCCCAACAUGGACCGGGAGACGAGGGACCAGUAUGUACUCGUCAUCCAGGCCAAGGACAUGGUCGGACAGAUGGGCGGCCUCUCCGGCACCACCUCCGUCACCGUCACACUCACUGAUGUCAACGACAACCCACCUCGGUUCACUCAUAAGAGCUAUCAGUACACGGUGCUGGAGUCACUGCCGGUGCAAUCGGUGGUGGCCAGAAUUAAAGCAGCUGAUGCUGAUAUAGGCUCCAAUGCAGAGAUGGACUAUAGGAUCAUGGAUGGAGAUGGCAUAUUCAACAUAACAACACAUGAGGAAACACAAGACGGGGUCAUCAUCCUGCUAAAGCCUCUCGACUUUGAAACAAAGAGCAGCUUUUCUCUGAGAAUUGAAGCCACAAACAGGAAUAUUGACUCCAACUUCUUGAGCAUGGGCCCAUUCAGUGACACAACAUCAGUCAAGGUGACAGUGGAAGAUGUGAACGAGCCACCCAUCUUUUCCUCACCGCUUAGCAAGAUGGUUGUUUCAGAGGACGCCAAUGUGGGCACCUCGAUUGGGAGAGUCUCUGCCCAUGACCCAGACACCUCCAGCAGUGCCAUCAGGUAUUCUAUUGACAGAAACACAGACUUGGAGCGCUUUUUCAAUGUGGAUGCUCUAAGUGGAGUCAUCAGUACAGCCAAGCCUCUGGACCGAGAGGCCAACUCAGUACAUAACCUCACCAUCUUCGCCAUCGAGAGCCAGGAUCCAACCCAAAUUGGGAAAGGCAUUGCUCUCAUCACAGUGCUGGAUAUAAACGAUAAUGCCCCAGUCUUUGCCAUAGACUAUGAAACUCUCCUCUGUGAAAACACCAUGCCGGGACAGGUGAUCCAGACCAUAAGUGCAGUGGAUAAGGACGAACCUCUGAGCGGCCAUCGCUUUUAUUUCGCACUGGCUGCACCUGUUGCCGGCAACCUCAACUUCACUCUGCGAGAUAACAAAGACAACACGGCGUCCAUACUGACGAAGCGAGGCGGCUUCAGGAGACGGGAACAGCCUGUGUAUCGGCUGGGCGUAUUGAUCACGGGUGGAAGUCCUUCCCUCAGCAGCACAAACACACUCUCAGUGCGUGUGUGUGACUGCGAUUCUGACGGCGUAGCCUCAUCUUGUGGAGCGGUGGCCUACACGGCGACUGGCCUGAGCACUGGUGCCCUUUUGGCUAUUUUGGGCUGCAUCAUCACACUUCUGGUGAUGGUUCUGCUAAUUGUGUCAAUGCGUCGGAGGAGGAAGGAGCCACUCAUUCUUGAGGAGGAGCGAGAUAUCAGAGAGAAUAUUGUUCGCUAUGAUGACGAGGGAGGGGGAGAAGAGGACACAGAGGCCUUUGACAUGGUUACCCUCCGCAACCUCAAUGUCAUCAGAGACCCCAGCGUGCGGCGUGAUGUAACACCAGAUACACCGACCUUUUAUCAUUACCCAUCAGGUACUCGCCCAUCCUAUAAAUCCCUGCCGGACAACGUGGUGUUUCGAGAGUUUAUUUGGGAGCGACUUAAGGAUGCUGAUGUGGACCCGUCAGCCCCCCCUUAUGACUCUCUCCAGACGUAUGCUUUUGAAGGCAAUGGCUCUGUAGCAGAGUCGCUAAGCUCACUGGAGUCAUUAAGUACAGAUUCAGAUCAGAACUAUGAUUAUCUCAGCAACUGGGGACCGCGUUUCAAAAAGCUGGCUGACCUGUAUGGCAACUGCGACGGCACCAGUGUCUUCUCAUAGCCCCCAGAUGUGUCUCAGCAUUUCUCGGACUUAAAAAUAAUAAUUUAUUGUCAGAGAAAAUGAUUUUUUUUCUGACUUAGUGCAUUGGGAAAAAAGAUUCAAAGACAACACAAGAGAGACUGAAAGAAACACAUCUCGACUUAAAAAGGUUUUUUUUUUUGUUUGUUUGGUUACCUCCUUAUAUGGAUUUUUAAAAGCGUGCCAUGGUGAGUUUUGUCACAGACUCCAAAAGUGGCUUUAAUGAGGAGGAAACCCUGUGUGCAAAUGACAUUAAAGGUCUCAGAUUUUGGGCUCAAGUCCAGCCAUUGACUGCAGAAUGUGUACAUGUUGGAGCAUUUUUCCCAGGAGGCACCUAUGCUUUCAUUCCAGCAGUGGGCACUGGUCCAGCUGCCUUGCUUUGAUGCAUUCCUUUGCUAUCUUUAUGCUAAAAAAACAUAAAAGUUCCUCAUGAAAUGUCAUGUCCCUGGUGGCUAAUCAGUACUCACUUGACUGUUUGUUAGAAUUUUGACAAUGAAUUCUAUGUUUUCUUUUGGUUGGGGGAGCAGGGCACUAAGGGGGUGGGUUUCAUAAACAUUUAAAUACAGAGCCACAUUAUUCAUGGACUCUGCCAUACCCCAACACUAUAUAAAAAGUGCAACACAUACAGUGCUGUAUAAAUAAGCAGUUGAUGUACUAAGGAAGUGAUAUGAAGAUAUAAGACAUAGGUGCAAAAGAAUGACACCCUUGUCAGUUUGAUGUCUCCACUGGGUGCAACAGGAAAGCAUAUAAUUUCUCUUACUCUCAUAAUAUAUUUUGCAGGAGUUGCAGUGUAGUGUUUGUCUGGUUUUUCCUUCAUCCUUUCUAUUACCAUGUCCAAUAUGUUUUCUCAGCCAUAAAAUGUCGGGUUUCCGCUGUUCUGCUUUUGUACAAGUCAGGGGCCUUGGGAACACCUGAUACAGCUUCGUUGAAGGAUCAGUCCUUGUUGUACCUGAUUGCAAGAUGCACCUAGAUUAGGAAAAAGAGACAGUUCUUACCUGGGUGAAGCUGCAGUUUGUAAGUAAAUGAAUUUUGCUUCUGUAGUUUGCAGAGUCUAGUAUAUAUUCUCCUGAAAUUGACAUGAAAUCAUGUCCAAGGUUUGUUUAUUGAUGGUGAAAGGACACACUGUAUGAUAAUCAUAUUGUGCCAAUUUUUUUCUAGCUUCAACAAAUUAUGUUACAGUUGGGUGUUGACAUGUACAACCGAUAUGUAUUAUUAUUUAUUUUGAAGAUGCAG